Messenger RNA from Folsomia candida, 2417 nucleotides. Its product is annotated as 2',5'-phosphodiesterase 12. Bases 308 to 2308 code for a protein of 666 amino acids. Lineage: Eukaryota; Metazoa; Arthropoda; Collembola; Entomobryomorpha; Isotomidae. Gene Ontology annotation, cellular component: mitochondrion. Gene Ontology annotation, molecular function: 3'-5'-RNA exonuclease activity. Gene Ontology annotation, biological process: nuclear-transcribed mRNA catabolic process, deadenylation-dependent decay. The record is from RefSeq and is a predicted model, not a curated record. The transcript is spliced from 6 exons.
UCGCACCAAUUCGUUUGCAAAAAAAAUGUUUUAGUCAACCGGCUCAGAUUUUGGUAGCUUUUUUGUUCCUUUAUCAAUUCCUGGUUAUAGUUUUAAAAAAAUAAUCGGAAGAGUUAGCUUACAAUAAUUUAUUCGUCGUAGGGUAAUCCUGAUUGUAUAAAAAGUGGACAUGUCAAUCGCCUAAUCGUUGAUGAUCUGAAGAUCGGCAUCUUGAUGAACCAGUUGGUGCGUGCGUAAAUAUUCUUUGAAGUAAAAUAAGGUCGACGUUUCAAAUUGAAACUUUCAACGUUUACGAUCAGUUGGAUUGAUGCUGCUGUUAAUUCCUCGUCGUACUCAUUGUUUGUAUAAAAUCCUUCGUCCGACAAAUCAUUUUGAUCAGAGUCGAGGAACACUCGCAAUACCCACUGUCAAACGUGUGGUAGGAUAUCAUCAAGUUUGUAGAUAUUAUAAUACACAAAUUUGUAAAAUUUCGUGUUUAGCUAGUGUUCGCCAAAACACUAUAAGCAAACUUGAUACUCGACAACCUGGAGUAACUGCUAUGGCGUCGCAAACAUCAAGAUCAGCAGUUGUGAGAUAUUCCCCUGGGGAGGAAAGGUUCCAACUUAAAUUGAUUCACAACAAGAAAGUAUUUAAUUUCGACAGAGCAACUUCCGACUCAUUGGAAGCCCUGAUAAGCAGGAUAGUCGCAAAUAUGUCCAAAAAGAUGAAAUCCUGGGAUGGAGUAGUGUCACUCUUAACGUCUCGAAACGGGAGUUGGACCGAGAUAGUGGAUAAAUCUAUCCCCGUAUCUAAAUUACUGCAAGACAUUCAUCUAGAAGGAUCUUUCAAUAAGUUAAGCAUCAAAAUCUCAGAGGAAAGGUACGACGUUGUGUUCAAUCCGCCCGAAGUUUUUAGUAUCAAGUUUCUCAAGGGUGCCAUUGUAGGAUUUCCAAUUGUUCCCUACAAAAUUGACACUAGUAGUAAUUUCGACAAACACGCUUCAAAGUAUCACUGGGAGUACUCAUGGGAUCAAAAAAAGGAACCAAACGUUGUGAAAAAGAAGAACCGUCAGACAAAUCCUAAUAAUUCGACGACGAGUGAUGAUGACUGCAGUUGGAAGGACACUGGCUGUUCUGAAUGCAUAUUUACUCCUGGGGUAGAAUUAAUUGGUGCAAGAUUGCGAUUGACUUUCCUCCCCUCAGAUGGGGCGUGUUUUGGACUUCCGUUUACAGAAGAGAUACCAGAGUUGGUGACCGCUCUGCCCGUGGAGAAACCUUUACUUGUUGAACGACUUGAACGAAUACUGAAACAUGGUCCAACGGAAGAGCAAAGAAAAGAGACAAACUUCCUCAGAAUUGUUAGCUAUAACUGUUUGGCAGAAUGCUACGCUACUGAAGAAUGGUUCACCUCAUCACCAAAGGCAUCGUUACCUGCUGAAUUUCGACUUCCGUUCCUUUGCAAGGAAUUACUAUCUUAUCAAAGUGACGUAUAUUGCUUGCAGGAAGUUGACGACAAAUAUUUCGAUAGACUUUUCACUCCAUUUCUCGAGCACACACUGGGCUGUAAAGGAUUCUUCUCUUGUAAAACUGGGAGUGUCAAAGAAGGCGUCGCAAUGUUUUAUAACCCCAAGAAAUUAGAUUGCAUGAAAAGUGAGACAGUCGUAAUUAACGAACACUUGAAGACGAUGCCAAUAUGGAGCAAACUUAUGGAACAAAGUUCAAUUGUGGAACGGGUGGAUGAAAGGAACUCUGUUCUUCAGGUCUCAAUUUUUAAGGCCAAAGCUCAAGAAAAUACUAUCAUAAUUAUUGCCAAUACACAUUUGUACUUUCAUCCUGAUGCUGACCACAUUCGCUUACUUCAAACGAUAGCAUGUGUAGACUAUAUUGAAACUGUGUCAUCCGAGAUCAAGAAAUUUGGAGAAUUUAAAGUAUGCGUAAUGUUUUGCGGAGAUUUUAAUUGCACUCCACCGUUUAGUUCGUUUCGAUAUCUAACAACUGGCAAGAUUGAUGACGACGAUUUGGACUGGACUAGUCAUUCGACGCAAAAGUUGCAACCUGGAAUUUCUUUGCAACACAACUUGGAGUUAACCAACUCUGAUCCGGAACACGCACUUUCAAAUAUUACAACAUGUUUUGAGGGAUGUAUCGACUAUAUUCUUUUCCAGUCUCAACAUUUCAACCUGAUAUCUGCGUAUCCUCCCCCAGAUAAAACAACGUUAGCAGAUUUAUGCAAUGUUAGCGAAACACGACUUGUGUCCUUGCCAAACUUUUAUACCCCGUCUGAUCACUUACCUUUGAUAGCAGAUUUUCAACUCCGGUCAAAGCAAUGAUACCCGUGAUAGUUAACUAAUAGUGGUAGGAGGGUAUGCGACAAGUCUAUAUUUAUUGCAUAUGUAAAAUUAUGUGUGGAAAAGUUAUGAAAUACAGAUUUAUACCAAA